AUGCUACGUCAUGCUCGAUCUAUCGGCAUUACCGUAGCGUUCGUGACGCCAGUAGCAUUUUUCACUGUCGGAGAAGUAGCUCAGCAUUAUGAUGAUCGAAACAAGGCAUCGUAUGCAAAACAGCGUCUUCAAAAGUGGCACGACAUGUCUAAGAGCGAGAAAACCAGUGAAGAUACAAGAUUAAAACAAAGUGGAGCGUCUGCUUGGCUCAGUAAUGCACCAUCCAAGUUUCCAUACUUGAUAGCAAUCUCACCAGGUGAUAAUCCUGUCGUUGUCAUGAAGAAACUUCUACAAGGUGCAAAGGUGCUUGGAUCUUACGAAGAACAAACGUAUGAUACUCUUAAAAGAUUUACAUAUCCAACUACAGCACUGGGACGUGCAGCUCACAGGACUGCAGCUCGAUAUGUGGAGCUAAAAACAAUCAUGUAUGAAGCGAUUCCGGUGGCUAUUGACUUUCGUGCUGGAAUGAAAGCUGAACAAGAGGGUGUAAUGCUAGAUGCGAUGCUGAAUGCGCUACGAGAUUUACGAUAUAGUGAAAAGCAGAGUAAGGAUAUCGGCGAAGGAAGCGGCGAAAAUGCGUCGGCGAAUCCGCAUACUGAUCAAGCGAUUGCCCAACCGGUAUUCUUGCUGAGGGAUUUUGAUGCGCUGAGCGAUAUGGAAGCUGAGAGGUGGCUUGUGUGGACACAUCGCGUCUUGAGCGAGGGCUUAGCUUACGUGGUACUUAUAACCGCAGCAGCAGUAACACCUUUCAAGGCAAAGUGGCUACAAACGCGGCAUCAAAAUGGACUACGCGCCGCUGCUUUGGAUGGCACUACGGAUUUCAUUGGUAUACUUUUGCGUCCUGCUAAUGGUCUAGUGGACAACACGUCGGCAGAGGAUAAGCUACGCGAGAUUGCGAAAUUGCACAAUCUGCGUUUGUUUCCUGCCUCAGAUGUAACGAGUAACGAUAACGACUGUAAUUCUGAUACGACAGAGAGUAACCAUUCUGCAGAGAUUGAGGCUAUUUUGAAGGCAACUGGGAAUUGGUGGAGCGAUAUCGAUGGGAUUUGUCGGCGUCUUUGGCAAAACAAGCUGAGUACUGUCACACUCUCUGUAGAGCGGCUUGCGAUGAUUCAUGAGGUGUGCAAUGACUUUGUCGAAGACAUUGAAACUGGGCUGGUGGAAUUAUUGCACUUAAAUCGAAGCCUUCAGCUUCCUCAUAAAAUUGCCACAAGCAGUAUCUCCGAGUCCUCGUUUUCAGUAGCCUUUGACGAUACGAACGACGUUGUUAAGACGUCAGAGCUUUUGACCGCGUUGGGGACUUGGAAAUGCUUGGAAAAAGUCGCUGGCGUGGUGCCAAUAACUGGUGGUAGCUUUUUUGUUGGCUCACCACAACAGCUUCUUGGCCAGAAAGACAAUGCGCCUCUCAACUGUGCGAGCCCGGUGGAUGCAUUAGUACCGUUUCAGUACCAAAUGGAUGGCGAACAAAAGUUUUUGGAUUUGAUCGAUCAACAACUAUUGUUUUUGCGGCCAAAGGAUGCUGUCGAGAUCGGAGUGAUUCCAUGCAAGCCAGCUGCAUUAGUCUCCCCUUGUUGGAUCCAGACUCGCCCUGUCGUCAAAAAGGCAUUUGAAAAGAUACACAGAAAUGACGCGUACUUCAGAGCCAUUUUAGAUAUGGACCGUUUUGCUGCCAUUGUCGAGAUGCGGAGAGAGGUUGAGCAGUACGAGCAAGAAGUUGCUGAGCGGCGAAAGGCUUUACUGGACAUGAAGCGUGACUUUACAAUUUUGCAGUUUUCGAUGACUCCUGCGGAGAAGGCGCAGCGAAAGGCAGAGCUUGCACUUAUUGACGUAGAGCUUCAGGCCAAAGACACAUAUUUGGAGAAACUUCGUUCAUUGCAGAAACAGUGA
Peronospora belbahrii is the source of this 1887-nucleotide messenger RNA. Lineage: Eukaryota; Oomycota; Peronosporomycetes; Peronosporales; Peronosporaceae. The record is from the annotation of a GenBank genome assembly.